Belonocnema kinseyi is the source of this 5273-nucleotide messenger RNA. RefSeq names its product protein distal antenna (gene dan). The coding region runs from base 800 to 2068 and encodes 422 amino acids. The record is from RefSeq and is a predicted model, not a curated record. The transcript has a single exon. Lineage: Eukaryota; Metazoa; Arthropoda; Insecta; Hymenoptera; Cynipidae. Gene Ontology annotation, molecular function: DNA binding.
GUCCGUGAACGUGAAGAGCUGGUCGUCCACUGCUUCAGUUCAGCGCUGCGUUUCGAGGUGAGAGGACCGUUCGUUCUCCACUGUCGCCUGCAAAGUAUCUCUCAGUCUUGACCAUCACGAGUCAGCAAAACGGAAUUUCUAAUCAAUCUCAAAUUGACUCGCGAAUGUGAGAAUCAAGUGUUUCGAUAUUGGAAGAUGUACAUUUAGAUAAUUAAACAAAGAUACUGUGAAUUGAAAAUCGCGAGUGCGAAGUUGACUCGAUGAAAUUGGUGGUGUACAGAAGUUAGCGCGUAAUAGUAGAUCUGUUGUUUUUCGUGGUCUCAGGGACGAAGAUAGCGCUGGGAUUUUCCGGCCGGUAGUGUUCCUCGUGGUGCGAUAUAAUAAUAUUGUUUCCCGCGCGGACUGCGGAUUGGCUGUACGAUUUUACUCUGUGUCGAGAGGGAGAGAAGAGUGAGCGCGAGAGAGAGAAGUGGUGGGGGCGAGUUGUUUCAUUCAUAAAAAAGUUCUUUAUUACUCUGUGAGCGCAUGUGCUAUUCCACCGCGUACAACUACUACCACCCCCUCCCCCUUUACGGGUCACCUAACUCUUCCGUAACCGCAGUGUUAGUGAAAUAGGAACCUGGUGAGUGAAAAAACUUGGUAUCCUCGUGAGAGUUCUGUUCGGUGUUUUCUGCAAACCACAGACCUGGAUUUGUCAACGACAAAAGUAGCGAAUCUAGUCGCAGAUCGUAGGAUCGGCGGCUUGGAUUCGCACAGUAUCGUCGACGACGGCAUUUUGGAGGAUCGUCUUCGAGAUAGUAUGAAGGAAAACAGAGCAAUGAGGGGAGAAUCAGCAAGGCCUGGAAAGCGGCCCCUCAGGUCCUUGUCGAUAACUGAGAAGAUUGAGGCGAUCGACAGGGUCCAUGAUGGAGAAAGUAAAGCAUCUGUCGCGAGGGACAUUGGCGUUCCCGAGUCAACUCUUCGAGGGUGGUGCAAAUCAGAACCCAAAAUCCGAGGAAUGGCGAGGAACUCGUCGACCCCCGACAGCGAGGCUCAUUCACCAGCAUCAUCAUCUGGAGCCAAUAUGACAUACUCUCACAAUGCUGCGGCGAGUCACUCGAGUGAGGAUGAAGGUCCGGCUCAAAAGCGAAUGAAACCAGAUCUCCAAUUACCAGUGAAUCACUCCAUGGUGGAGAAUACGGAGAGCACCGAGGCGAAGAUUGAUACCAAGAGGUAUAGCGACUACCAAGGCCUAUUGGCCAUGUCGAGUUACAGGCCAGAAAACAGUUCCCUCUUUCUCCAACAGCUGGGAAUGCUUUCCGCGAAUUCGAAUAACUACCUGCCGAUGUCACAAACUCAUCCUAACGUGAAUGCAGUUGGUUUGGUGGAGAACGGACUUCAAUACACGAAAAGUGGCAUCCAUAAUCCCGGUGUCAAUAACAAAAGGCACAGCAUAUCUGCGAUUGCUCCCACGCAGAUGGAUACUGUCUCGAAAUCUGCGGCAAGAAAGAGUCUUCCACCUGCAGCAGAGGCUCCUGCUACUCCACUCCCGGCCUCUCCAAAUCUUCAAGUGCCACUUGCCCCAAUUGUCAGUGACAAGAAGAACGGUGUCACCAAUACUAAAAAAGUUGACGAAGCUCUCUGGAUGUGGCUUCUCCAACAAAAGACACAACUGAUGGGUCAACAGCAGUCUGCCCAACAGACUGCCCAAUUGUGCCAAGAUGGAUCCUGGUUUUGGCAAUGGUACAAACAGGGCGGAUUUACUGUUCCAACCACACCGGUCGUGCAAACCUCUGCGACGAGGAAGUCGCCAAGCAAAACCCGGGCUAUGCUUGACAGUGUUCUCUGCAAUAAUAAUAAUGAGAAUGUCAAGCGAAGUCUCAACGAGGAAUUGGUGGAGGCCCAGGAUAUUCCAUCAACCGCCGAAGAGGCGAUCGAGCACGGAGAAAAGUUUUUCAAGUGGCUUGAUAAGUGCUCGGAUCCAUCAGUGACCAGGCUCCAACUCAUGCAGUUCAAGUUCCUGCUCGACAACCUCAAGUCAUGCAAAAAGAAGAGGACGUCACCGGGAUCAAAGCAGAGCAGAAAGUAGACCCAAGUUGCUGUGAUCUUUAAGUAAUGUAUAGAUAAAGAAAUCCUUAGAUUUAAAUCGCGCUCAGACCGCUCAAAUGAUUCAUUUAUUUUUUAUUUUCAUUCAUUAUCUUGGAAUCGUUUGAUCAAGAUCUGAAUUUUAGGUAAUCUUUUCUUUCGCAUUUUGUUAAUAAACAUGAAAAUUGAUUUAAGGUUAAACUUAAAGAUGUCCAGUGAUAAUAGAUUGUACGACUGACCCACUUAUGUAUUAAGGAUAUCAUAACACAUUUACUAAUUAAUAUGUUAGUAAUCUGAACACCGGAUUGGUUUAAAUAUCUUUAUAAACAAGAUAAGAAUCACAGUCGUAGAAUCUAUAACGUGCAGAUCUUUAACCUGAUUUAUAAAGUUUCAAAAAAUGCAAUUUAUUUAAAUCUAGUUAUUUCAAUUUAGAAAAUUUCAUUCUAUUCUUGGAUUUCUCUUCUAAAAUUUGUUGCAAUCAUCAAUGCUCCUUUUUUUACAAUUUUAUCUAUCAAGUUAAAGAUUAAAAAAUUGUGAACUUGCCUUACAAUUUGGUAGUCGAAUUUACGAUUUGGUACAUAUUCUUUAUUAUGUAGUAGUCCAAUUUACGAUUUGGUGCAUAUUUUUUUUGAUAAUUUUUUCUUUUGUUUUAAGACUAAAGCUAGUCCUUAAACCUUAUAAUAAUCCAGAUCUAAAUUGAUGAUCAUUUGAGCGAGGUGUUUCCUUCGAGAAUCGAUGCUUUUCCAAAAAUCUGAAAGAUUGCAACUACCUAUCGUGAAUCGAUUGGGCGCGACAUGAAAAUUAGUUACCUCGUGACGGAAUAAAAGGGAAUAUAAGAAAAUUAAAUAUUGGGCCGAAUCAAAAUAUAGGUCGUACGAUUUUCUUGAUGUAAAUAAGAGAAUAUACCAAAUUCUUAAACCGAUAAAGUUGUGUACAAUUAAGGUUUUAUUAUUAUUAUUAUAUAAUAAGCAGUAGAGAUUUAUCGUUAUCUUAUUGCAAUUUAUUCACUAGUUUAUUCCUAAGGCAACAGUGCAUAUGUGAGUGUGUGAGAAGACCGAGAGAAUGCAUUAACCCACUCGUUGGGUUUUCUUCCAAAAAAAAAGACAAAAAUUGUUUAAAAAAGAUUAAUUACGACGAGAUUUCCAGCCGAUUAAAAUCGCCAAAAUUCCGGAAGUAGCGACAUUUUAGAAUCUUGAAGGAUUUAAGAGAACUAGUCUGUUUUUUCUUUAUAUUGCCUGAAGACGAAGUGGCUUCAGUUGUUGUUUUUUAUUUUAUUUUAUUUUUUUUUCACUGGAAAGACAUUCCGGAUGUGCUCGCUUCGUAAAUGAAUUUCAGGAAUCGUUGAUCGAUCACUUUGUCCUUCACCUGACCGGUUUUAAGCUUAUUAUUUGAAUAUAAAAAGUCGUGUGAUUUUAUCCGAAACAAGAGUCCACAAGCCAUAUCGUUUGCAGUGAUUAGAGUCGUAUUGUUUUCCUCUUUUCGUUACGCACUUGUCUGAUAUUAAUCUAUUUAUCCUUAUCGAUAAGAAAAAUAUGAUUCGCGGUACUACUUACCAUUACAAGUGGCCGCUUCAGUGACUCGUAGGUCACAUAGUCACUCACGAAUUUUGUGCAUCCUUGCCACGUACACAACUCCGGGUACGGCAGAGUACUUCGUCUGAUUGUCGUGGACACGAAUUUCUAUGAAGAUAAUGAGUUUUAUAAAUACUUGAGAUUACAAAAAAAAAAGAAAGAAAGAGAAAGCGAAUUGCUUUGAAACAAGUGAGCUUAAAUCGGAACUAUUUAACCAAGUAAAUGUUUUAUCAUUCGAUGAACAAAAAAGUUGUUUAGGAAAAAUUCGUUUUCUCUUUUAAUUCGGCUCGCCUAUAGUCCGAUAUCAAAGACUGUUUUGUCCUUUUUCUCUCACUGUUAGCUCGCGUGAUUCUCCUUUCGCUGUAGUAAGAUUCGCCUUGUCUCCGAACAAAACAAGUUUUAAGAAUAAAUUUAUUAAAUGUAUUAAAAUUGAGAAGUUGACCCUUGGAAUUCUCGGCCACGAAUUGUAAAUUGUUAACGCCUUUAGAUAUCUAUGUAUGUGUAUAUAAAUGUCUGAGUUUUUAGAGAAGUUCACACUAUUGAUAUUGUUAGUCGUAGUGCCGAGAGAGGUUUGAUCCAAAUGAGGGAAAAAUAUUGAUGCGCGCUAUGGAAGUGAGAGGACUCGCGAGCAGAAUUUCCGGGAAAUACUCGUGUAUUCUUUAUCAAAAAUCUACAUUUCAAGAUUGAAUCAAAACAAGUCACUAUUAAUAAAGAAAUUGGCGAUUUUUUUUCUUCUCUUCUUUUCUAUUUAUUUUCCUCCUUUUGUACAGAAAGAAUUUGUUUUCUUUGUGUUUGUCACGGUUAUAUCACGUGCUACAAAUGACCGAAUAAGGCAUUUUCUGCUCGCGAGGUGGGUAUCUUGCUGACAGCGAAAUAUAUUUAUGAAGAAAAGGAAGAUACAAAAAAACCAAAGUGAAGAAUGUGCUGUCAAUGAGACAGCGCGUGUAAAUAAGACUGUGACUGCACUUGCGCGCAAAGUGCAUCCGUGUUUGGCGUAGUGCGUCUCAAAAGGCAUGUACGAGGAAUAAAUGUAUAGGGAAGUUUAUUUUUAUUAUUUAGAAAACCAUAGUCGAUGAAGAAACAAAAGUUGAGUAUAUUAGAACAAUUUCUGUGCAGAGCGGGAGCUGUCCCUUUUUUUUUCUGGACCUGUUCUUCGAGGCUGAGAAGCAGGCCACAAAGAAUAAUGAGGCAGAAAAAAAAGGACAAGGACCAAUCAGCAAAAUGACCUUGUCACCUCAUUUAUUUCGAAUUACAUUCCUAUUGUUACCUUCGCACGAUUAAAUAAGUACCGAAAAACUGUAGGCUAUUGUUUACAUGCUCUUUUUUUUAUAUGUAAAAAGAUGUACGUGACGUUUCGGGUGUUCAAAUGAAGGAAAUAUUUUUUUUCUCACUUUGUACUUUUUAGUUACAAUAUUUGAGUUACAAAUAUAAGUAAGAUUUAUAAGUUUUCUGAAAGACUGUAUUAGUUUCUUUGUAAAUAAAGCCAGAUUUUAGGACCAAUUAACCAUUUUUUUUAAGCCAAGAAAAAUUUCCUGUAUUUGAAGACUUAAAACUUCAAGCACAUUGUAAAAAGAACGCCUUUGUACGAUGCGAAAGUCGAAAGUAUUUAUCAAAGAAUACACUGAGAAUUAAAACGUG